Molecule: messenger RNA, 2301 nt
Organism: Ascochyta rabiei
Lineage: Eukaryota; Fungi; Ascomycota; Dothideomycetes; Pleosporales; Didymellaceae
Exons: 2
Coding region: 1-2301 (766 amino acids)
Biological process (GO): transmembrane transport
Molecular function (GO): oligopeptide transmembrane transporter activity
Source: RefSeq, a predicted model, not a curated record
AUGGCCGAACACAUCCGCUCCUUCGAGACGAGCGACGCUUUGGAAGCCCUAAACGAGAAGCAAUCAGCCAAAGCUUCUGCGGGUGCAGUCUGCACUUCCACCCCUACAAACCAGUCCACCGAAGUUACGGACGAAGUUGCCAUUGCGAGCGAAUACGUGGAAGCCGCUGUUCGAAUUGAAGAUGGCGAAGAUCCUGCCAACACACUUCGCGCAUGGGUGCUUGGCUUUUUCUUCGUCACCGUCGCCGCCGGCGUGAACAUGCUUCUUUCUAUGCGAUCACCUGCCAUCACCAUUCCAGUAGUCGCCAUACUUCUCCUAGUCUAUCCCGUUGGCUGCUUUUGGGCCCGGGUAAUGCCUACUCGGACAUUCAACACAUUUGGUGUAGUCUGGUCGCUGAACCCAGGCCCGUUCAGCAUUAAGGAGCACACCGUCAUUACACUUAUGGCAUCUGUCACGUCUGGAUAUGCCUAUUCCACCGACGCUCUAUUGGCGCUUCAAGCCAAGUCACUCUACGAUCACAACCUUGGUGUGGGCUUUCAGCUUUUGUUCACUAUCAGCAGCCAACUCAUCGGUAUCUGUCUUGCUGGACUUGGCCGCCGUUUCCUGGUUUGGCCUGCUGCUCUGACAUGGCCAUCCAACUUUUCCACCACAACGCUGCUGUAUGCCCUCCACGACAAGUCUAAGACAGAUCCCGCGCAGGCCAAUGGCUGGUCCAUCUCUCACUAUCGCUGGUUCGUCUACGUCGCGUCAGCCAUGUUUGUCUACUACUGGUUUCCAGGCUUCAUAUGGCAAGGUCUAUCGGUUUUCGACUUUCCGACGUGGAUCGCGCCCGACAACGUCGUUGUUAAUCAACUGUUUGGAGGGUUUACUGGUCUCUCAUUGAUCCCUUUGACUUUUGACUGGUCAAAUGUGAUUCCGUAUCUGGGGGAUCCGCUUCUAUCGCCAACUCUCUCACACGUGAACACUCUCAUUGGUCUAAUUGUGUUCUUCAUUGUUCCAGCGCUCGGGAUCUCAUAUUCGGGUGCUCUCUACUCUGCCUAUCUGCCCAUGAACACCUCGACUCUCUUCGACAAUACUCAAAACCCUUAUGUUGUGCGCAAUAUCCUUGGAGCAAACUUCACCUUCGACGUCGAGAAGUACAAGGCCUACUCACCCUUGUUCCUCGCGCCAACAUUUGCGCUCAAUUAUGGUCUCAGCUUCGCGGCCUUAACCGCGUCUGUGGUUCAUACCAUCCUCCACCGUGGCAAGAUCCUGGUCCGACAGUUCCGAGAAGCCUCCUCUCAGACCGAGGAUAUUCAUUUCAACAUGAUCAAGAAGUACAGAUCAGCUCCGGAUUGGUGGUAUCUGGCUUUGCUGGUUGGUUCGCUUGCGAUGGGCUUUGGCGUUGUGGCAGGCUAUGACACUCAACUUCCAUGGUGGGGAUUUCUCGUCGCCUGUAUUAUUGCUGGAGUCUUCGUCAUCCCCUGCUGUACUAUUCUGGGUAUGACGAACAUCUUGCUCUCCUUAAACGUCAUAAGCCCUUUUAUUGGCGGAUAUCUCUUCCCGGGAAAGCCCAUCGGUGUGAUGAUAUUCAAGGUGUACAGCACGAUCGUGUUAGGUCAAGCUCAGACGUUCUGCGGCGACCUCAAACUGGCCCAAUACAUGAAAGUCCCGCCGCGUAUCACCUUCAGUUCACAGAUAGCCGCAACAAUUUGGUGUUGUUUCGUACAGAUUGCGACAAUGGACUGGGCGUUGGCCAACAUCGAGAAUGCUUGUGAACCCAUCCAAGCCAACCACUUUACCUGUCCGAACGGUCGGACAUUUUUUUCAUCGAGCGUUGUCUGGGGUGUCAUUGGUCCCACACGUGCUUUCGGAAGCCACAGUAUUUACAAGUACUUCAACUUAUUCUGGCUUGUGGGCGGCGUCCUUCCGAUCGCUCUGUGGGGACUUGCAAAGACGAUGAAACAUCGAUACAUCAGCAACCUCCACGCUCCGGUCAUGCUUGGCGCAAUGGCAUGGCUGCCCCCAGCCACUCCUCUCAGCUUCUUCUCAUGGAUCAUCUUUGGACUUAUCUUCAACCUAUGGAUCAGGAAGCGAUGGCAUGAAUGGUGGCGCCAAUACAACUACUUGACUGCUGCCGCUUUAGACACUGGUUUGAUCUUGAGCACCGUGGUGAUAUUCUUCGCUAUCACUCUGCCUGGAGUCAAUGCACCGCAAUGGUGGGGCAACGUAGAUGUUUUCAAUACGUUGGACUAUAACAUGAUGGCAUUUCGCAAGACUGUGGCGAAGGGAGAGACGUUCGGACCCAAGGAGUGGCAUUGA